Molecule: messenger RNA, 1488 nt
Organism: Adineta ricciae
Lineage: Eukaryota; Metazoa; Rotifera; Eurotatoria; Adinetida; Adinetidae
Source: the annotation of a GenBank genome assembly
AUGACUACGUGGGACAUGCACAAAAACAUUCCCAAACGUUAUAUCUUAGGUUUCUUGGCAUUUCUCGGGUUUUUCAAUGCGUUUAUGCUUCGAUCAAAUCUAUCAAUAGCGAUUGUAUCUAUGGUGACACCAACAUUUCAUAUCACUCCAUCUAAUAUAACCAUAAUCCAACCGACUGGAUAUAGUUGGAGCACUAAAACACAAGGUUAUAUUCUUUCGUCGUUUUUCUAUAGCUAUGCAGCUAUUCAAAUUCCAGCUGGAUUUUUAGCGACAGUGUUAGGCGGACGACUUCUAUUCGGUACGAGUAUAGGUUUAUGUGCACUAUUAACAUUAUUGACACCAUUGUGCGCUCAUAUUGGUCCGACGGCAUUAAUAAUUCUUCGAAUCCUUGAAGGUUUUGCUUCCGGUUUUAUUUACCCGUCGCUUCAUUUCAUCUGGUCGAAAUGGGCACCGAAAGAUGAUAAAUCCAAACUAGCAACGAUCGCAUUUUCAGGCAGUUAUUUCGGCACAUUUGUAACCAUAUUUCUCGGUGGUUUUAUUGCUGUUCAUUGGUCAUGGCAAUGGAUAUUCUAUUUAUCUGGAUUAUCUGGUUUACUGUGGACACUUUGUUGGUUUUACUUUUCUGCUGAGUCUCCCUCGACGCAUUUAACGAUAUCCGAAGAAGAAGCAGCAUAUAUCGAGGCGAAUCUAGUUCAUCCUGUAUCACGAAAUUAUUCCAUUCCAUGGAAAGAUAUCUUAACAUCGCUUCCUGUCUGGGCGAUUAUUGCCGCAAAUUUCGGUACGAAUUGGUGUAUUUAUGUGAUGCUGACUGAGUUGCCAAUAUUUCUCUCGCGCGCACUUGGCUACCAAGUUGAUCAGGCUGGCGUUCUCGCAGGCAUUCCUUGGCUACCGUUAGCUGUUUUAGUUUCAGCCGCUGGAAUUAUUUCGGAUCGUUUAACUCAACAGCAUUCGACAGGAUACGUUCGAAAAUUAAUUAUGUCGAUAUCGUUUAUUUUUAUCUCAUUGGCUCUACUCAUGGUUACUCUCUUAGACGCCCAUCAUCGUGCAUUGAUUAUCAUCGGCGUUAUCAUCGCGACAAGUAGUUGUGGUCCGGCAUGGGCGAGUUUCGGCGUGAAUCAUCUGGACAUUGGAGCUUACUAUGCCGGAAUCUUGAUGGGCGUAUCGAAUUGUCUUGGAUCGAUUCCGGGAUUCUUAGUACCAAUCUUGACAGGUUAUAUCGUUGAAAAUACACACAUUAAACGCGAAUGGAACAUCAUCUUUAUAAUAUCGAUUGUGAUCUGUGUAUUUGUGUUGAUGUUUUAUACAUCGUUUGCUUCGGGUGAAUUACAACCGUGGGCACGUGUCCAUUCCGAUGAAUAUCAACAUGUUUUAAGCACUCCCAUCGCAUCUCGCGAUCCUAGUCAAGCAGCUGGCUUGAAUGAUAACAAUAUUGAUGAUUUGACAGAUCGAUUAAAAGCAGAAAUUCAAACAGAACAACCUGCCGAAUGA